Mytilinidion resinicola is the source of this 2069-nucleotide messenger RNA. RefSeq lists its product as uncharacterized. Lineage: Eukaryota; Fungi; Ascomycota; Dothideomycetes; Mytilinidiales; Mytilinidiaceae. The record is from RefSeq and is a predicted model, not a curated record. The transcript is spliced from 4 exons. The coding region runs from base 248 to 1702 and encodes 484 amino acids.
GUUGGCGUGUACAGUUGUGCAUGGUGUUGAGCCACUGAGGUGGAAAUUAAGCGGACAAGACAUAAGUAGGACUCACUUGUCAGCUACUUCUCAGCCUGGUACCAUUCCAUGCUUUUUCUGAACACAGACGCUGAUUUACUGCCUCUCUUUUUCGAACACAUCUGGCCUCGUCGAGCUUUGAUUCCUCUACCGAGAGUCUAAAACUAGCGGCGGACGCUACUGCUACGAGCACUCGACCUACCUAACCAUGGGACCAUCCGACCCAGGGGCCAAGAACCUCCACCUGUCGAUAAUCGACCAGACAAUGUUCCGGUCUUACGUCCGGAUUGUCAUGAUCUUUCCUUUCCCACACGCCGAUAAGCGGCUGAAUGCCACAGGAGCCUUGAAGAGGGGGCUACAAGCAACCAUCACUCACUGGCCGUACUUGGCGGGAACCACUGGGCCAGUCGAUGAGGACACGAACACGUUCUCGCUCAACUACUCCGACAAUGUCCGCCCUGUUGGGGAGUCCGGAGUAUUUGCUGCUAGCUACUUGGAUGACCCUCAACUGUCAUAUAAAAGACUCGGGGAACAGGGCUUCUCGCCGAGCAUGAUCCGCGUCGAAGAUUGGGUGCCCGCGUUACUGCGAAGUAAGAAGGGGAUAGAGUCGCCGGUUGCUGAAGGGCGUCUAGGAAUGACACAGCCCAUCCCUGUGCUCGCUAUGCAGGCUUUCUUCAUCGAUGGGGGCCUUGUACUUAGCUUCUACAGCCACCAUGGUGUCAUAGAUGGUGGCGGCUUCUCUGCGUUCGCUACCAGGCUGGCGGGAAACAUUCGGCUUGAGAAGGAAUCUGAUGCUCCAGACACCGACAACCCCUCCGCAAGCCGUCUCGCCAUCGACACCCGCAUAGAAAGAGUCCCCCCCUCCGUCCCCAGCGUCAACUCCGGAAGCACCGAAGUCAGCUCCCCCACCCCCUCCUCCCCGCUCGACUCUCACCCCAUACCCGACUGCACACCGCGGCUCUUCACCUUCUCACGCACAAGGCUCGCAGAGCUUCGCGAGGAGCUUCGCCAACACGUCGAUAACCCCGAAACUCUCACAAUCUUCCAGACUCUCGCGGGCCUCAUCUGGACGCACUUCACCCGCGCCCGCAAGCCCCGCGUGGAGCCAGCCUCGAUAACCCAGUGCGCUGUUGCUGUGAAUCUGCGCUCUAGGCUCUGCCCGCCGCUGGAUGAGAACUUCAUUGGGAAUGCGUCGACGAUUAUCGCGGCGCCAUUGGUUGCGGGAGUGUUGUUGGAAGGGGAGAAGGUCUCCAACCACACCAUCAGCAUCGCCGCCGCCGCCGUCCGCGCGAAAAUCGAGUCGAUGAGCCCCGACGCAAGCCUGGCGCACCUCGCGCGUCUGAGAUCGGCGACGUGCCCAGACGAUCUUUACGAGUUUAAUUAUCCCCAAGACGUGUUUAUCACGAGCUGGGCGUCGUUUGAUUUCGGGGGCCUGGUCGCGGACUGGGGUAUUCCUGGGGCUGGAACGGAGGGGGUAGAUGGUGGGCGUGUGACAGUGCGCAAGCCAUUUAGCAACCAGGAUAGGUCGGUGCUGUUGUAUCCUAGGCCAAUGGACGAGACAUCGCCGUAUGAGGUGCUGGUGCAGUUAAGGAAGGACGAUAUGGACCGGUUGAUAAAUGAGGACGGGGGCUUGACGAUGUGGGCGGAGAGGUUUGUUGAGUGAGAAGGGAUUUUGAGCAGAAGGGGGUUCUUAGUUGAAAAGCGGCGAGGGAAACAAAAAGCGUGAAGGAGUAAGGGAAAUGGUUCGAAGGCAUGAAUUGGGCUUGACUUUGGCUUUGUAGAUGUUUUCGCGACUUAGGUUUCGGUAAGACUUCAUUCUGGCAGAGGAGUACAAGGGAUUGAUACCCUUGAUUACGUGGGAAUGAGAUGUUUUCUUGGUAAUUGACUGGAGUUGAGGAUGAGGUGGUGCUGGCGGCCUUACGGCGAUACCAGGCUACCAUUUACCUUUUGUGAUCGCUGCUGGCAGCUUUCCCUGCUGUUAAACCCUCAUACAUAAGUUUUCAAGACCAUUUAGGUUUGAGAUCCAGCCA